AUGAACUUGUGUUUUGUUCGGAAUAUUAUAUAUAUUUUCAAAAGUAGCAGUAGAAUGUCGUCUUCAUCGUUGUCAUCAUUAGUACCUCGUGGCGUUCGUGGUAUGAAAAUUCUUGAUCGCAAAAAUUUUUCACGUUACAUAAAAGUACCGAUCUUAAAAGUAUCUGAUGAAUAUUUAUCCAAGGUUACGCAAAUAUGCAAAGCUUAUUUUUUGAAACUUGAAAACUUCAAACCUGUACAAAAUGUUCCGGGAACCAUUGAAAAUUCCAGUAAAUACAUUUAUUUUGACCCUGACAAAGUUGAUAAAUGGAGUGACAUCGCAAAAGAAGACCAAACUAAACUGGAUAAUUAUGACAUAAAUGAAAAAGACUUUGAUAAACACGAAAUCCAGCUUACUUAUGACAAUUUCAAGUAUGAUCAAAUUUUCAAAUCAGUUUUACCAGAAAAUGAAGAAAUAGUUAGUGGGUUUUCACAAAUCGGUCACAUAAUCCAUCUUAAUCUUCGUGAACACUUGUUAGAGUAUAGUCAGCUAAUUGGUCAAGUGUUGGUUGACAAAAUUAAGACUUGCCGCACUGUUGUCAACAAAAGUAAUAUUAUUGAUAAUACAUAUAGAAACUUUGCUAUGGAAGUUAUAGCGGGUGACGAAGAUUUUAUGGUCACAGUGAAAGAAAACAGAUGUAACUUCACCUUUGACUUUUCAAAAGUAUACUGGAAUCCGAGACUUUGCAAAGAACAUGAGAGAAUAUUGGAAUUACUCCAAUCGGGAGAUGUGCUCUUUGAUGUGUUUUGUGGAGUUGGACCUUUCGCUAUACCUGCAGCAAAAUACAAAUGCAGAGUAUUUGCUAAUGAUCUAAACCCUGAAUCCUUCAAAUGGCUGAACCAUAAUGCAAAAAUAAAUAAACUUAAUAUGAAUAACUUUAAAUCAUACAAUAUUGAUGGUAAGGAUUUCUUGUGUAAUAACUUCAAGACUUUUAUUAUUGAUUGCUGCAAUGGGACUGACAAGCUGGAACCAAAAGCAAAGAUACACUUAACCAUGAAUUUGCCGGCCUUAGCUGUAGAAUUUUUAAGGCAUUUCAAAGGACUUAUCAGUGAAAAUGAGGUGAAAAACAAACUAACCAAUGAUAUUAUGGUAUAUGUAUACUGCUUUGCUACCGGUGAUGAUCCUUAUUUAGUAGCUAAGGCUAUGGUAAUUGACAAUCUAGGAGAAAAUUCCUCAAAGCAUAUUCUAGAUGUUUUUAAAGUCAGAAAUGUAUCACCAAAAAAGGAAAUGAUGAGAGUUACACUUAAAAUAAAUGAUAUUUUAUUUCAAUCAGAUGCUGAAGCAACUUCUGAACCUCCAAACAAAAAACAGUGCUUGGAUUCAUGA
Messenger RNA from Danaus chrysippus (African queen), 1365 nucleotides. NCBI's taxonomy places the organism in Eukaryota, Metazoa, Arthropoda, Insecta, Lepidoptera, Nymphalidae. The record is from the annotation of a GenBank genome assembly.